CCUUGUAAUUCAUCUUUUCUUCCAUCAUACACUAGUGAUCAUAGUAAUCAAUGGAUCUCAAGUGAGUGGUGACUUGACUGUCAGCAAUAUUCGACAAAUACCAGAAAUAUUGUUAUCUCCUCCAUCGAUCUCUUCGGAGAAGAAGAAGAGUUCCUUGGCCUCGACAUUCAAGAUGGCUUUGUUUUCCGAUCUUCAUUACGGGGAGAACGCAUGGACGGAUUGGGGUCCUCAACAAGAUGUGAACUCAGAUAAGGUCAUGUCAACUAUUCUGGAUCACGAAGUACCAGAUUUUGUAAUUUAUCUUGGAGAUGUGAUUACGGGGAACAAUAUACCUGUUGCCAAUGCGAGUUUAUACUGGGAUCAAGCAAUCUCUCCAACUCGAUCGAGAGGAAUACCAUGGGCUACUAUAUUCGGUAACCACGAUGACGCUCAUUUUGAGUGGCCAAUGGAGUGGUUUUCUUCAACCGGCAUUCCUCAAGUUCAAUGCCUUGAGCACUGUUCAGCGGUUUCAGAAAAAGCAUGCAGCUUCAAAGGUACAACUCGUUUGGAGCUGAUUAAAAAUGAAAUGCAUAAAAACAAGCAGUAUUCAUUAACAAAAAACGGACCUACAAAUCUCUGGCCAAGUGUUUCCAACUAUGUUUUACAAAUAUCGUCGUUCGAUGGUCGGAAUCAUCAUCCGAUCAGCUAUCUAUACUUUCUUGAUUCUGGUGGUGGGAGCUAUCCAGAAGUCAUAUCGAGUGCUCAAGCAACAUGGUUUGAGAAUCAAUCAUAUGCUAUCAAUAGUGAUUCAAGGGUUCCUGAGUUAAUCUUUUGGCACAUACCAAGCAAAGCUUAUAAAAAUGUUGCACCAAGAUUCGGCAUUCACAGGCCUUGUGUUGGUUCAAUAAACAAGGAGAGUGUUGCCACUCAAGAAGCCGAGAUGGGUAUCAUGGAUAUUCUUGUAAAUAAACCAUCUGUGAAGGCAGUGUUCGUUGGACACAACCAUGGAUAUAUAUGUGUACACAAUGGACUUGAUUGGUGUUGUCCACAUGAAAAGUUAUGGUUGUGUUUUGCUAGGCACACUGGUUACGGAGGUUAUGGAAAUUGGCCAAGGGGAGCAAGAAUGAUUGAGAUCACUGAAAAACCUUUCUCCAUCAAGUCGUGGAUAAAAAUGGAAGAUGGAAAGAAACAUAGUGAGAUUAUUUUGUCUUGAGUUCAUCUUCCA
Papaver somniferum (opium poppy) is the source of this 1204-nucleotide messenger RNA. Its product is annotated as probable inactive purple acid phosphatase 16. The transcript has 8 exons. The coding region runs from base 173 to 1192 and encodes 339 amino acids. Lineage: Eukaryota; Viridiplantae; Streptophyta; Magnoliopsida; Ranunculales; Papaveraceae. Gene Ontology annotation, cellular component: cytoplasm. The record is from RefSeq and is a predicted model, not a curated record. Gene Ontology annotation, molecular function: hydrolase activity, acting on ester bonds.